CGUGGCGACGGCGUCGGGGCCCGCGGCGCGGCCGAGGCGGUGCAGGCCGCGGCGGUGGAGGCCGCGGCCGCCCACUCCCCCCCUUCCCCUCGCCCCUCCAUGCCGCGGAAGGCGCUGCUCUGCGUCCUGCAGCUGGAGAUCCGCUCGAUAACUUGCCCCGGAGUGCUGUUGAAAAACAAAGAGGAGCUCUAUCUCAGUGUGUCUGUAUUUGGGCAAUACAAAAAAACUCUAUGUGUUCCUGCAGCAUUUCCACUGCUUUUUGAAGAAAAACUAGUAUUUGAAAAGGCAUUUGCUGAUAUAGUUGAUCCUGGAGACCUUGUGGAGUUACUUGAAUUUGACACAGCCACACUUGAGCUAAUACAACUCGUUCCUCCAGUGGGAGAAAUUCUAGCUACUUAUGAAGAAAAUACAAGAGAUUUCCUGUUCCCUGACCCUAAGCUUACUCGUGGGCACCAUGGUUUAGAUCGUGAGAUUUUAAUGAAGAAGUCCUCUUCUUUUACAGGAAUUGCACCAAAAUUGAGAUUUUCUACAAGCUCCCUUAUUACAGAAAGUCUGUUAAGCUCGGGAAGGAGUCACAUACAGGAUAAUUUGAAUCCAGCACAUCACUCAACCCCAAAUGGAAAAUUGCAAACAAGGUUACUAAAGAAAAACACUCUUUCACCUGAGAAAAACAGGCAUAGCUUAGCAACAAAGAACUACGAGCUGCCUACAAUAGCUUCUAAAUCACGUUCUCCAUCUCCGUACACAAAAAGACGAAUGUGUGAGCUAUCAGAAGAAGCCAGACAACGAUUGGCCCAUUUAAACCUUGGACCUUUUGAAUUCAGAAGAGAAACUGAUAAACCUCCAUUUGUAGUUAGACGUGUUGAACAACCAAGUCCUGGUAUUGAACUUCACACCUGGUGUCCCCCUCGAGAAAGUACAGUGGAAGCCUGGUCUAAGGUAAAUCAUGAUCCUUCUCUUCUCGGCAGCUAUAGGCCCAAGAAAGCCAAAGUAAAAUCUACUCAUGGAAAAGACUUUGAUAGUUCUUCUGAUGUACGUAGUGAGCAUGUCAUCUCGGGUCCACUGAACAAACAGUCCAGUUCUGCUGGUUCUUUAUUGUGUGCAGCGCCUUCAGCAUUUCAUAAACAUUCCUUAAGCUCUGUGCUAAGUCGAUCUUCUCUAAGGGAAAGAUUUAACUCUGGUUGGCCUACACCAGCAAAUGGAGAUGAGAUCCAUAAACGAGUGAAAAAUAUUUUAAGGACACACAGUGCUAGACAGCGUCUAAUAUUUGAUGAGAGUAAUUCAUCAAAAGAAGACUUGACUAAAACAGGAGAGUUUUCACAUAAAGCAUCCUUAUCCAUGAGUGAACAGCAGAGCAGUUCACCAGUACAGCAGAACACCGCUGUUCACUUGGAUGAUGGUCAAUACUGGUCCAGUCAUGCAGCUGUAUACAAGGGGAAGCCUCACAGAGCGAUCUUUCAAGACAGUCUUGAGAAAAUAUACAGAAACAUGUACCAAAAAGCAUCUGGCACUGUUUCGGACCAAAAAACCCACUCCUGAUAGCAUUUUGUCUGGAAGUGUAUAGUACACAAUGUUCAUAUUUUUAACGAAAACUAUUUUUAUGUAACAAAUGCUUGUAUUCUAUUUUUAAGUUGUAAGUAUGUUUGGGCAGGGUUGCCGAGCAAUGGAGUAUUGGGCUUGAGUUGCCAAAUGGGGAACAACUUGGACACAAACAAAAACCAGGCUUCUUCCUAGUUAAUAAAGCUAUGUUGUUCCUUUCA
Molecule: messenger RNA, 1760 nt
Organism: Rhea pennata
Lineage: Eukaryota; Metazoa; Chordata; Aves; Rheiformes; Rheidae
Gene: SPATA6
Product: spermatogenesis associated 6
Exons: 13
Coding region: 100-1539 (479 amino acids)
Biological process (GO): spermatogenesis; motile cilium assembly
Molecular function (GO): myosin light chain binding
Source: RefSeq, a predicted model, not a curated record